CACAGAUUCAUUCAUUCAUUCAUCCACUGGCCUUCACAUUCACCAUUGUCACCGCUCCCUCUUUCUUCCCCUUGAAGCUCAACACCCAACAAGAUGAAGGCUGUCAGCAUUGUGCUCAUCGCGGUUGCUGUGAUGGCUGCGACAUGCCUGCUGUCCACUGCUGCCGCUCCCGUCACCAUGCACCUGCACAAGCAGGCCGUUCCCAUGCCCAUGCAUCUCCACAACAGCAACGCCACGAUCGGCCCGCAGCCCAACUGCCCUGGGUGGACCAUGUUCAAGCAGUGUGAUUCCCGCUGGGGCGGCGAUCGCCUUGGCACGUCUCCAAGUGACACAAUCUGCACUGCUGGUUGCGCCAUGUCCUCCGUCGCCAUGCUGCUACACACGCGAGGCCUCGGCCUGGAUCCUGGUUCGCUGAACAACUGGCUUAUCAACAACGGCGGCUACGAAAGCGGUGACCUCAUCCUGUGGGGCUCCGUGGACAAGCUUGGCAAGACGAGCUUCCAAGGCCUGGAAAAGCCCGCUCUGAGCGACGUCAUCAGCGGCAUUCAGGCGGUGAGGUUUAAGUGCCAUGGCAUCAUCGCUAACGUCCGCGGAGGAUCGCACUGGGUCCUUCUCACAGGCUUUGCCGGUGGAAGCACGUUCAACGUCAACGAUCCAUACUACUCCACCUCCCAGUACACCUAUGCGGACAUGCUUCGCUUGGCCGUGUACCACUGAGACUGCAAACGUGCGCAGCGUCAGUCCUGUGGUGCUGUGAUGCACCAACUCGUCGUUUUCCCUCACUUGCGCUUUGCCUGUUUCGCGGCGCAGACCCAG
This is a messenger RNA of Salpingoeca rosetta, 816 nucleotides long. RefSeq lists its product as uncharacterized. The coding region runs from base 94 to 717 and encodes 207 amino acids. Lineage: Eukaryota; Choanoflagellata; Craspedida; Salpingoecidae. The transcript is spliced from 7 exons. The record is from RefSeq and is a predicted model, not a curated record.